AUGUACCACCGCGCUCUAAAGAGCUCUUUCCUACUGCGGCCACGCGCGGCCGCCCCGCUUCAAGUGGCGCGGGCGUCGGCCAUGGCGCUGCCCACGUCGCUCGAGCGUCUCUUUGCCAACAACAAGAAGUGGCGCGAGGGCAAGAAGUUGCUGGACCCGGACUACUUUGACAAGACGUCGCAGGGGCAGCACCCGCAGUAUCUGUGGAUUGGCUGCUCGGAUUCGCGCGUACCUGCCGAGGAGAUCACGGGUCUUGCUCCGGGCGAGAUGUUUGUGCACCGCAACGUGGCGAACCUCGUCGUGAGCAACGACAUUAGCUCGCUCUCGGUCGUGCAGUACGCGGUGGAGCACCUCAAGGUCAAGGACAUCAUCGUGUGUGGUCACUACGGCUGCGGUGGCGUGCACGCUGCGGUGGAUAACAAGGACCUGGGACUGCUGGACAACUGGCUGCGCAACAUUCGGGAUGUUGUCCGUCUUCACACUGCUGAACUGCAACAAAUUGACGACCAUGAGCAGCGCAUGCGGCGGACGGUAGAGCUCAACACCAUUGAGCAGUGCAUGAACGUGUUCAAGAUGGGUCUGGUGCAGCGCCACCAGGUCAAGUACGGCUUCCCGCGCAUCCACGGUCUUGUCUACGACUUGAAAAACGGGGAACUCAAUGAAAUGGAUAUUGACUUUGACGCGUAUGUUCACAAGUACCGAUCCAUCUACAAGCUGCACGAGUUCCCAUCUGAACCGGCGCUGCGUCGAUCCCAACUGCAGGGCAACAUGAUUCGGUCGCUGGUCAAGGGCCACGCCGAAGCGUCGGGCUGCGUGAGCGUCGAAUUUGUCAAGCACGCCAUGUCUGGGGAGCCGAUUCUCUUUAGUGAGACGGAGAUCAACAGCGCUGUCGCCAGGGCACAGGAAGGCGAGAGUGACUGCAGCAUUGUCGACGUUGAGAAGCUUGUUUGGUACUUUGACCACUGA
Peronospora matthiolae is the source of this 966-nucleotide messenger RNA. The record is from the annotation of a GenBank genome assembly. NCBI's taxonomy places the organism in Eukaryota, Oomycota, Peronosporomycetes, Peronosporales, Peronosporaceae.